GUGGCUAUGAGCGACUGGAGAUGAGUGCAAACUUACGGAUACCCCCGAGUGAGACCUCCCGCCGUCGAGUUCUCUUGAGAUCAUCAUCUUCUCUACAGACCCGUUCCCACCCAGGUGGCAGCAUGGAAUGCGGUUCCACUUGAGCUUACCUAACCAAGGAAGCCAGGCUCCCUUUUCUGGGGAGUGCCGAAGUGGCGCCUUAAUCCCGAAUCUUUUGCCCCACCUCCACACCCACCCGGAGACUGGCCGUUGUCCGUCACAAGCCGAGCAGUUCCGCCGUCAUGUCUUUUAAGAAUGCUGCCCUGGGGAUGGGCGAGCUGCCCGUGACACAACCCUCUAGCUUUUGUUUCUCCUCGAGCUUCAGAUUCUUGUCGUCUUAUCCUGUGUCUUUCCUUGCUAUCCCCCACAGUCCACAUUUGUCGUGGUCAUGGCAGGCCAAUUCAGAGUUGCGCUGCGUGUGUUGCCGCAUCUUAAUAAAGCCGGCUCGGUUCGGCUGUUCUCGUCACAUGCUUGCCCCCGGCAGGAGAUCCGAGAUGCCUACAUUCUGAGCGCGUCCCGGACACCAACAGCAAAAUUCAACGGAUCCUAUGUGAGCGUUACCGGCCCCCAGCUCGGCGCCGUCGCCAUCAAGUCCGCCCUCGAGAAGUCAAAGGUGCCCGUCUCCAAGAUCACUGAUGUCUACAUGGGCAAUGUCCUUCAGGGCUCUGUCGGGCAGGCCCCGGCGCGCCAAGCCUCCAUCUUCGCCGGUCUCCCCCCAACAGUCGAAGCCAUCACCAUCAACAAGGUGUGCGCCUCUGGGCUAAAAGCGGUUGUAUUUGCGGCGCAAAACAUUCAGCUAGGGAUAUCCGAGGCCCAGGUCGCCGGCGGUUUUGAGAACAUGUCGAGGGUGCCAUACUACUUGCCUCGCGCGAGCGGUUUGCCCGCGUUCGGCCACGUAAAAAUGGAGGACGGGCUGAUCAAGGACGGUCUUACCGACGUCUACGACCAGAUCCACAUGGGCAACUGCGCCGAGAACACGGCGAAGCAGUACGGUAUCACGAGGGAGGCGCAGGACCAGUACGCGAUCCAGUCGUACGAGCGGGCGCAGGCCGCCUGGAAGGCCAACGCUUUUGCCGACGAGAUUGCGCCUGUCACGGUAAAGGGCAAGAAGGGGGACACGAUCAUCAGCAUGGACGAGGGAUACCUCGACAUCAAGCUGGAGAAGGUGCCCACCCUCAAGCCGGCGUUCGUCCGCGACGGCACCGGCACCGUGACAGCGGCCAACUCGUCGACGCUCAACGACGGCGCCAGCGCGCUGGUGCUUGGCAGCAAGGCCAUUGCGCAGGAGUAUGGCGCCGGUUCGCGGGUCCUUGCGCGUAUUUGUAGCUCGGCCGAUGCUGCUGUUGACCCGAUUGAUUUCCCCGUUGCCCCUGCCAAGGCAGUCCCCAUUGCCCUGGAGCGGGCUGGUAUCACCAAGGACCAGGUCGCCGUGUGGGAGUUCAAUGAGGCCUUUGCCGCGGUAAUCAAGGCCAAUGAGAAGAUCCUCGGCCUAGAAGGUGCAAAGGUGAACCCGCUGGGUGGUGCCAUCUCGCUGGGUCAUGCCCUCGGCAGCUCGGGGUCCCGCAUCCUUGUGACGCUACUGCAUCAGCUCAAACCUGGCGAGUACGGCGUCGCGGCCAUUUGCAACGGAGGCGGCGCGGCAACAGCCAUGGUUGUGCAGAGGAUCGAGUCUGUGUAAACCAGGCAGCUGGGUCUCAGCCUGGUUGUCUCUGCUGGCAGCAACCUACACACACAAAUAUGCAAACCAUACUUGAUCAGAUGUAUUCUUAGGAAGCAGAAAAAUGCGGUUUUUGAGGAAUCCCGUCCUGCCGGACGUUAUCUUGCAUCUUGCCUGUAGUUAUGUUGCCUAUGGAAGGAAGCAGCCCUUGGAUAGCGUCUUGCACGCCGUGUUGUUUUGGAGGGCAGGGGUGGUUGUUGUGUACUUACAGGGUUAGGGUUAAUCAAGUCGAUAGUAGCUUCAG
This is a messenger RNA of Parathielavia appendiculata, 2000 nucleotides long. Its product is annotated as acetyl-CoA C-acetyltransferase. The record is from RefSeq and is a predicted model, not a curated record. Gene Ontology annotation, molecular function: acetyl-CoA C-acetyltransferase activity. The coding region runs from base 428 to 1717 and encodes 429 amino acids. Gene Ontology annotation, biological process: fatty acid beta-oxidation. The transcript is spliced from 3 exons. Gene Ontology annotation, cellular component: mitochondrion. Lineage: Eukaryota; Fungi; Ascomycota; Sordariomycetes; Sordariales; Chaetomiaceae.